AUGUUUUCCCCACUUAAAAUUUCCAUUUUGAGCCUUUUUGGUCAAUCUAUCGCCCAGGAUCUAAUUCAAUUGAGCGGGUCGAGAUUUCAAGAGGAUCGUCCAAAGCGUUACAGAGAUUUGGCAGAAAUGGCAAAUCGUCUCUGGAUUGAAAAAGGAGAAACGGAGAAAUUCGAUGAGGCGAAAUUUUUCACAUACGGCUGUCAUUGCUUUUUAGAUCAAAACCAAUUUGGAGAGCCUUUGAAGCAUGGCAAAGGAACACCAGUUGAUGAAAUUGACAGAGCUUGCAAAAAGUUCAAAUACUGUCAAAAAUGUGUGCAGGAUAAGCAUGGUGAUCAAUGUACCCACGAUUUCUACCGCUACAACUGGCGAUGGGGACGCAAAAGUGACCAGCUCGAGAUCCUCUCGCCAAGUGGAAGCUGCGAACGAGAAAUUGGAGAAUGCGACAAGAAAUUUCUUAGCGACAUUUUCGCCGCCCGAGACGAAUUCGACAAUGCCUUUCACAACAAAUUAUCAUUCUUCGACCCCAAUAGCAAAGAAAACUGCUCUGCCGAAAGUCGACCUCGCGGCCGAUUUGCUCCAAUUUCCGAACAGUUUCAGUGCUGCGGUGGCUACAAUGGCCCUUACCAGUGGAUAAGCACGGCCAGACAACAAUGCUGCAAUAUCGGCAGGGUCAAUUACGUAGCACCUGUUGGAGAAUGUUAG
Oikopleura dioica is the source of this 702-nucleotide messenger RNA. Lineage: Eukaryota; Metazoa; Chordata; Appendicularia; Copelata; Oikopleuridae. The record is from the annotation of a GenBank genome assembly.